Messenger RNA from Eruca vesicaria subsp. sativa (arugula), 873 nucleotides. NCBI's taxonomy places the organism in Eukaryota, Viridiplantae, Streptophyta, Magnoliopsida, Brassicales, Brassicaceae. The record is from the annotation of a GenBank genome assembly.
AUGUCAUCAAGUGCCGAUUCAGCUCGUGAUCCCUUGUUACCAAAGGAUCAGUUAGAUCCCAUGGCUCAAGACUUCAACAACAAAUCAAGAACCUCUUCAAGCAAAAGAAGACUGCGUCGCUCUAGAAGCGCUCCUCGUGGUGAUUGCACGUACGACGAUAAUGAUUUCAAAACCGACGAACCCCCUCUUCAUCCCAGUCAAUUGUUCAGGGAUCUAAACCCAAACCUCAGGCGAGUCAUCAUCUUCUUGGCUCUAUACCUAACCAUUGGUACUCUCUGUUUCUACCUCGUGAGAAACCAGAUCUCUGGUCACAAGACCAAUGGUGUGUUGGAUGCUGUCUACUUUUGUGUUGUAACAAUGACAACUGUUGGAUACGGUGACCUUGUCCCUAGUAGUUCUACCUCGAGGCUACUCGCUUGUGCCUUUGUCUUCUCAGGAAUGGUACUAGUGGGUCACCUUCUAAGCCGAGCAGCGGAUUAUCUAGUUGAGAAGCAAGAGACGUUACUGGUUAGGGCUUUCCACUUGCGUCAAAGCUCUGGUCCGCUAGACAUUCUCAAGGAGUUGCAAACUAACAAGUUGAGAUACAAAUGCUAUGUCACUUUCAUUAUCCUUGUAGUCCUCUUCAUUGCUGGUACUGUUUUCCUUGUAAUGUAUGAGAAAAUGCCGGUUAUUGAAGCCUUUUACUGUGUUUGCUCGACGGUUACUACAUUGGGUUAUGGAGACAAGAGCUUUAACUCUGGAACUGGACGUCUUUUUGCUGUGUUUUGGAUCUUGACGAGUACUAUAUGUUUGGCUCAGUUUCUACUCUAUGUAGCUGAGUUAAAUGCAGAAACCAAACAGAAGGAGUUAGUGAAAUGGGUUUUGACAAGGUGA